Symbiodinium natans is the source of this 615-nucleotide messenger RNA. NCBI's taxonomy places the organism in Eukaryota, Dinophyceae, Suessiales, Symbiodiniaceae. The record is from the annotation of a GenBank genome assembly.
AUGGCCAUGGGUGAACCAUCAGCAGGAGCUUGUCUGGUCUGGUGUGCCGAGGGCUGCAUGAAGCAAGACCAGGACCACCAGCGUGCGUGGUUGAGGAGCAUCGCCGAGAGCCAUUGCGCCAGAUGCCACUUCUGCAAGAAGGCCCAGAGCUUUCUAAGGUGGCUGAAGGGCAAGAGCGUGACGGUCGUGCUUAUCGCAGACUGGCGUGAGGUGAAACCCAUCAUGGAGGGGCUCGAUGCAGAGCAGCAAGCAGAUGUUCACAUGUACAUCACGGCCCGAUGGGACAAGUCUUACUUCAAUGCGCUGAGUUGGGUUCAAGAACAUGCCAGGGGCAAGCAGAUCUCCAUGCUUGAGAACUUCUCCCGGCAGAACGUGCAAGAGGUGGUCCGGCGUCAUCUGCCGUGCGGUGGUGGAGAGCUGCAAACGCCAUGUCAGCAGACGGGUUUUGUGAAGCCUGGGCCGUUGCCGCCGCACGCCAAUGGCAAGCCCCUGGUCAUGUCCUGGUGGCUGUCUUACGGGAACCUGAAGAGCGCGCUGCAAGACCCCGAGAUGGCCUUUAUUGUGGAGCAAGCCUUGAAGCAGAUGAUGAGCCGGAACGAGACCUACGAAGACUGA